This is a messenger RNA of Danio rerio (zebrafish), 5735 nucleotides long. Lineage: Eukaryota; Metazoa; Chordata; Actinopteri; Cypriniformes; Danionidae. The record is from RefSeq and is a predicted model, not a curated record.
UCUCAAGCCAAGCGGCAUUGAGAUUUCAGCUACAGUGUGAGAGAGUGUAAGAUGGGCAGCUCCUGCUGAAAAUAACAUGCAGUCCUCAGAGCGCACGGUGUUUUUUGUCGCCAGGGUGAAAAUCUAACUGAGGUCUAGCGAAAGCAUCGGUGGAAUUCACUGUUAAAAGAGGGAUUGUACCAGAAGCAAGAGCGAGCGGAGAGAGGAGAUUUGAACGCGCUGCUGCGGGAGACCAGCGGACGACUGACUGAGAGGUCUAUUCAACAACAUUUCUUUGUUUCUCCGUCUAACUCCGGUUUUUUCGUCUUUAAUAUGGCGAGCGAUUCCCCGGCUCGGAGUCUGGAUGAAAUAGACCUCUCCACUUUAAGGGACCCUGCAGGAAUUUUUGAGCUGGUGGAGCUGGUGGGCAAUGGCACGUAUGGUCAGGUGUAUAAGGGCCGACAUGUCAAAACAGGUCAACUGGCUGCUAUCAAGUGCAUGGAUGUCACAGGGGAGGAAGAGGAGGAGAUCAAAGCGGAGAUCAACAUGUUGAAGAAAUACUCUCACCACAGGAACAUCGCCACCUACUAUGGUGCCUUUAUUAAAAAGAACCCACCCGGCGUGGACGACCAGCUGUGGCUGGUGAUGGAGUUUUGUGGCGCAGGCUCAGUGACGGACCUGAUCAAGAACACCAAAGGAAACUCGUUGAAGGAAGACUGGACUGCCUACAUUAGCAGAGAGAUCCUCAGGGGGCUCACUCAUCUUCACCAACACAAAGUCAUCCACAGAGACAUCAAAGGCCAGAACGUGCUGCUAACAGAGAACGCUGAGGUCAAACUAGUGGACUUCGGUGUGAGCGCACAGCUGGACCGAACCGUCAGCCGCAGGAACACUUUCAUCGGCACCCCUUAUUGGAUGGCACCAGAGGUCAUUGCUUGUGAUGAGAAUCCUGACGCCACAUAUGACUAUAAGAGUGACCUGUGGUCUUUGGGAAUCACGGCCCUUGAAAUGGCUGAAGGAGCUCCACCCCUUUGUGAAUUGCACCCAAUGAGAGCCCUGUUUCUGAUCCCCAGAAAUGCUCCUCCCAGGCUCAAGUCCAAGAAGUGGACUAAGAGAUUCCACUCGUUCAUCGAAAGCUGUUUGGUAAAGAACCACAACAUGAGGCCUGGUACAGAUCAGCUCCUCAAACACCCCUUUAUCCGGGACAUGGCGAACGAGAGAACGAUCCGCAUCCAGUUGAAGGAUCACAUCGAUCGCACCAGGAAGAAGAGAGGAGAGAGAGAUGAGACGGAGUAUGAGUACAGCGGGAGUGAAGAGGAGGAAGAGGCCAUGCUUGAGAUUGGAGAACCCAGCUCCAUUAUCAACAUACCCGGCGAGUCGACUCUACGGCGGGAUUUCCUGCGCCUGCAGGUGGCCAAUAAGGAGCGUUCAGACGCCCUGCGUAGACAACAGCUUGAGCAGCAGCAGAACGAGGGACACAAACAUCAACUGCUGGCAGAGAGGCAGAAACGCAUCGAGGAACAGAAAGAACAGAGGCGCCGAUUAGAAGAGCAACAGCGACGGGAACGUGAAGCAAGAAAACAGCAGGAGCAAAGACAUCGCUAUGAGGAGCUCCGGCGAGAGGAGGAGAGGAGACAGGCUGAAAGAGAGCAGGAGUAUAUCCGUCGUCAGUUGGAGGAGGAACAGAGACAACUCGAGAUCCUACAACAACAGCUCUUGCAAGAGCAGGCGCUCCUACUGGAGUAUAAACGUAAACAGGUGGAGGAACAAAGACAGGCGGAUAGAUUGCAGAGGCAGCUCCAGCAAGAAAGAGCUUACCUCGUCUCUCUCCAACAACAGCAACAGCAGCAACAACAAGACUCCAGACCUGAAGAGAAGAAGCAACUUUACCAUUACAAAGAUGCUGUCAACCCCAGCGACAAACCAGCGUGGGCUAAAAAGAUCCAUGGACCGCCCCAGAUAAAGAUCCAACCCAGCAACCGCAAGCAGUCCACACCCCUCUACUAUAAGUUGGACAACCUAGGGAUCCCCAUAGGCCGCGCUAUACUGAAUCCCUCAAUUAAUCAAAGUGUCAUGCAGCCUUUAAAGCCGCAGAAGCAGAACCUGAUACAGCGACAAUCGAUUUCACCACCCCCCCAAUACAGUGCAAAAAAAAUUAGUAUGGGACCUCGCCCAGGCUUUUCCCGUCCUCCUUAUAAGCGGGUUGAGGAGCGAUCUAAACUGAACCGCCAGAGCUCUCCUGCCCUACAGCAUAAAGUGGCCAAUCGUAUCUCUGACCCUUCCCUCCCGCCUCGCUCUGAGUCCUUCAGCAGUGGAGGAAUGCAGCCAGCACGCACCCCUCCUAUGCACCGCCCUGUGGAGCCCCAGAUGGCUCAUUUGGUUCCAGUGAGGUCCCAUAGCUCCUCUAUGUCAGUCUCGCAGUCUUUGCAUGAUCAAUCUGCAAAGGGUGUUUCAGCCUUCCAGGAAAGCCUGGUGUCCAAUCGACCAGAGAUGCCUCGACAGAACUCCGACCCGACUUCAGAGAUGCCCCCUCCUGCCCCUCGCAUGGCCAGCCAUGAGGAAAAACCUGACCGCAGUUCCCCCUGGCUGAGGGAAGACGCCGUUCCUCCCAAGUUGUCCGGUACUACCCAGGUGCCCCAGAGGACCACUUCUAUCUCCCCUGCUCUUGCUAGGAAAAACUCUCCUGGAAACGGAGAGUCCAGUGGAGGGGGGCGGUCGGCCUCUCAGCUCAUUCGCACCAGUAAUCCAGACCUGAGGAGGACAGAGUUGUCUCUGGAUGUGGCCCUGCAGAGAACCAGCAGCAACAGCUCCUCCAGCUCCAGCACACCCAGCUCUCAGGGUGGAUCCCAGCCUGGAUCCAGUGAGAGGAACCAGCCAAGAGGAUCUGGUAAAUCAGAGGGAUCUCCAGUGGCAUUACAGGAAACCUCCAAGCCCAUUCAGGAGGAAGGCAGAGAGCUAAGCAAACCCAGUCGGCCUGCAGAUCUGACUGCCCUGGCUAAAGAACUGAGGGAGCUGCGAAUAGAUGAGGUCAGUCGACCCCCUCUUAAACUCACAGACUACUCCUCUUCUAGUGAGGACUCUGAUAGCAGUGAGGAUGAGGAUGGUACGGUGGGACACGACGGCACUGUGUCAGUCAGUGACAUACCCAGGAUCAUGCCAUCCGUUCAAGGAAAUAAUGAGUCGUUCACGAGCAGCCAUGAUGAUUCCCUCACUGACUCCUACAAUGAUGAGUCUAAAGAUGGGACACUGAGGAUGCGAGAGAACAAUGAGAGGCAACGCUUAGGCCAUGGCGAGAGCAAUGGCUUUGCAGGCCAUGGAAACCUACCAGACCUCCUGCAGCAGAGCCACUCUCCAUCCGGAACUCCAACAGGCCUCAAUUCCCAAGACCUGGACUCUAUGGAUGAGUUUGGUCUUGGCGGUGGUUCGAAAGCUUCUUUCACUCCUUUUGUGGACCCACGAGUGUAUCAAACCUCCCCCACAGACGACAACGAUGAGAGCUCAGCAGCCGCUAUGUUUGCGAAUGAGCUGUUGCGUCAAGAGCAGGCCAAACUGAAUGAGGCCCGCAAGAUCUCUGUGGUGAACGUCAACCCCACCAACAUCAGACCUCACAGCGACACGCCAGAGAUCCGCAAAUACAAAAAACGCUUUAACUCCGAGAUCUUGUGUGCUGCUCUAUGGGGUGUUAACCUCUUGGUGGGCACUGAAAAUGGUCUGAUGCUGCUGGAUCGUAGCGGUCAGGGCAAGGUUUAUAACCUCAUCACCCGCAGACGCUUCCAACAGAUGGAUGUGCUGGAGGGUCUAAAUGUCCUGGUCACCAUAUCAGGGAAAAAAAAUAAGCUCCGUGUGUACUACUUGUCAUGGCUAAGAAACCGAAUACUGCACAAUGACCCGGAGGUGGAGAAGAAGCAGGGCUGGAUCACUGUUGGUGAACUCGAAGGCUGCAUCCACUAUAAAGUUGUGAAAUACGAGAGAAUCAAAUUCCUGGUGAUUGCACUGAAGAACUCGGUAGAGAUUUACGCAUGGGCCCCCAAGCCGUACCAUAAAUUCAUGGCUUUCAAGUCGUUCACAGAGCUGCAGCACAGACCUCAGCUGGUGGACCUCACAGUAGAAGAGGGUCAGAGGUUAAAGGUCAUCUACGGCUCUAGUGUGGGCUUUCACGUCAUCGAUGUGGAUUCCGGAAGCCCCUACGACAUCUACAUACCGUCACAUAUUCAGAGCACUGUGACUCCUCAUGCCAUCGUGGUGCUUCCGAAGACUGAUGGCAUGGAGAUGCUGCUGUGUUAUGAAGAUGAGGGCGUUUAUGUCAAUACCUACGGCAGAAUCACCAAGGACGUUGUCUUGCAGUGGGGAGAGAUGCCCACCUCUGUUGCUUAUAUUCAUUCCAACCAGAUCAUGGGCUGGGGAGAGAAAGCCAUUGAGAUCCGCUCUGUGGAAACUGGUCACCUGGAUGGGGUUUUCAUGCACAAGAGAGCUCAGAGACUCAAGUUCUUGUGUGAGAGGAACGACAAGGUGUUCUUCGCCUCAGUGCGGUCAGGUGGCAGCAGUCAAGUGUUCUUCAUGACCCUGAAUAGGAACUCUCUGAUGAACUGGUGAAGCUCCUGCACAAGCAACACUGUGGAGUCUUUCUCCUCGUCAGCAUUGCAUCUGUGAGCGCACGGUACAUUGACACUUUGGUCUGAAAAAGAUUAACAAAUUAUUAUAGAGACUCUGGAGGAUCGAACCCGGAGACGUGGGUCUGUCCUGUAAGCAGAGAGCACUGGCUCAUGGAGGUGCUGUAUCUGACGUCACCUGCAGUGGCGCGCAGCUCCCAAAAGAGGGCGCCGAUUAACUUGAACUCGGUUUUAGACCUUAUUUGUGGCCUCUGGUAAAAAAAGUUGAAAAAGCCUGUCCUUUUUAGGAUCCUCCCCGUUUCCGUUUCCAAUCCCUGGUUACCCCUAUUGGCUUUCAGUUUCCUGCUGAGUUUUUAGUCAAUUGCAUGAUUGUAAAGAAAUGGGCGGUAUUUAAAACGUGAGGAUAACAUUAGCAAAGCACUCAGGCUAAGACCAAGCUUUAGUCUCUUGAUGUUUCACUUUAAGAUAUUGGCAAACAUUUCUGCCACUUACACAAGUAUCCGUGAUGCCCGUUGAUUUUAUUUUUGUGUCCGGUUUCUGACGUACUUAAAAGAAACAAACAAACACUGGUGCUCAUUUGUAUAUUGUCGACAAGAUCCAUAUACUGUACAUUUAUCCAAAGUACUGUAUUUCGAAGUAUGGUUCAGUUUGUUUUAUAGCUUUGAGGUCGGAAAGCUGAUUAUGAUUGGAUCUUUAAGUUGCGAACCAUGUUUUUUUUUUUUUUAACGUCUUUUUUGGUCCUUUUUUGGAAUGUUUGAAACAGGAACAUGAACGUUACCUGAGUGAAAUCCACAGUAGCCACACGCUUCCCUUCACUGGUUGCAUGUUUUGUAGACACUGGAUGUGUAUGUCGGAGCAACAUGAUAUCUGAAAUCAAGAAAUGAAAAAAUAAUAAAAAAUAAGGAUAAAAGCACCUGUAUUUCAGUGACCAUUGAGAAUUGAUGAGGACUUCUGUUUUAUUCUAGUGCCGAGCACAAAUUUAAACGUGAAAUCAAGCAUUAGAAACACACAAUUUUCUAUUUUUUUUGUUUCUAAUACUUAUAAUUUGUAGCCUGUAAGUCUCUUUUUUUGAUCACUGUUUGCUUGCAGUUAUAUUUUGCAGUGUUUAAUCAGUCAAAUUAACCCGGGGCUUAAAACAUUCCACAA